This is a messenger RNA of Cannabis sativa, 4065 nucleotides long. Its product is annotated as sugar carrier protein C-like. Gene Ontology annotation, biological process: monosaccharide transmembrane transport. The transcript has a single exon. Gene Ontology annotation, cellular component: membrane. NCBI's taxonomy places the organism in Eukaryota, Viridiplantae, Streptophyta, Magnoliopsida, Rosales, Cannabaceae. Gene Ontology annotation, molecular function: monosaccharide transmembrane transporter activity. The coding region runs from base 1816 to 3369 and encodes 517 amino acids. The record is from RefSeq and is a predicted model, not a curated record.
UUAUAUACCGUACGUAUAGCAAAAAAUACAUAUACCAUACACCAAAAUAUAUAUACAAAAAAUAAUAAUAAGUGAUGAGGUAUUUUAGCUCAUGCCAUGAGCAUGACAAACAGGUUUGUUGCUAAUCCACAAAAUGCUCACUGGACUGCUUUGAAAUGGGUGAUGAGGUAUAUAAAAGGUACAUUGAACACUAGUUUAACUUAUGAUGGCACUAGCAAAUUUAAGGAAUUAGUGACUGGUUAUGUUGAUUCAGAUUAUGCAUGUUCUUUAGACAUUAGAAAGUCAUUAACAGAGUUUGUUUUCACUGUCUUGGGGAUGUGUUAAUUGGAUAUCUAACCUACAAAAGGUUGUUGCACUAUCUUCUACAGAAGCAGAAUAUAUGGCUGCAACAGAGCCAUUAAAGAAGCAAUUUGGCUCAAGCAAUUUGCCCAUGUCUCAUGAGAGAACUAAACAUAUUGACAUCAAGAUGUACUUUAUUAGAGAUGUGAUUCAAUCCAAAAUUGUCUCUGUAAGGAAGAUUAAUACUCAUGAAAACCCUGCUGAUGCUUUUACAAAGAGUUUGACUAAAGACAAGUUUAGACUUUGUCUUGACUUGCUCAACAUCAACUCAAACUAGAAUCUCUUACUGAGAUUCACAUUCAUUGGACAUUGGAAUCAAUUCUAUUGGUUACUUUUAUGGCUUGGAUUACCAUGUUGUUAAAGUGUACUAAACCAAGUGAAAAUUGUGGGGUUUAGAGCACCUAAACAACUAACUAACUGCCUUGACAGUUGGCAGUUAUUUCGGUUAGUAUGUGUCCUAACUAAUCUACUGCUAUAAAUAGAAAUUCUACAACUAACAUAAAGAGAGAGAGAGAUCAAGUUUGUGAGGGGUUGCACAGAGAAAAAAAAAUGAGAGCUUUAUUGAGAUGAAUUCUCUUCAAGUUUGGGGUGUUACAAGGCUGUUUAAGUUCAAGAUUUCGACAUCCUUUAGUGAGCUCAUUGGUAACUGGUGUGAAUCACCAUUAGUGUACUUUGUGUUCUUGACUCUCCAUUGUUGUAUAAGUUGUAAUUUUUUCCAUUCAAUAAUAAAAUCAUCACAAUUAAUAGAGCUAUUUCUACCCGGGAAUUAGGUCCAAGUUUUAUCUAAAACUUGUGACUGAACCUCGUUAUUUCUUGCUGUCAAUUUACUUUUUUUGGUUUAUUGUUUCCGGUUUAAUGUUUUAAGCCUAUUUCCUUUCUUGUAUUGUGUUCUUGUUUGUGUAAGAGUGCACAACAUGAAAUUAUAUGAAUAUAUGUAAUUAAACUUAAAUAAAUCUAUUUGAGUUUGUGUUCAUUAAUGAUCUUACUAAUAUGAUUUUUUUUAUUUUUUGGAAUAAUAAUAUUUUAUGACUUAAUUAUUUAUAUAUAUUGAAUUUAAAUUAAAUGUAAAUAUUCUUAUAAUAAUGAUAUUUCUAUGAUGAGAUGAUCAGAUAGUUAUGUACGUACGUGCACAAAGGAAGGCGCGGCACAAAAGAAUUAAUUAUCUUUUUUUUUUUUAAAAAAAAAUAUAUAUUUUUAAAUUAAGUAAUUAAAAAUAAUAAAAUAUCUAUUUUAAUUAAUCGAAUAAGAUAAGUCCUCAGUAUACAUGACAAUUUCUCUUUAUAAUUAAUUUUAUUUGGAAAAUUUAAAUAUAUACAUCUAUCUAUUCCUAAUGCGAUUUGGAUAACAAUUACUCUCUUAUAAAUAGAAUAGAAUUACCGGUUAGUUUCAUAAUAAUUCAUUAAUAAUCCGUAGUCAUUGUAAGUUGUGAAAUCGAAAAUAAAUUUAAUUAAGUUGAAGUGAUAGAAUCAAUUAAGAAUGGGUGGUGGUGCAAUUAUUGAUAGUAAUAAUGGGAAAGAAUAUCCUGGAAAACUGACAUGGAGAGUUGUAUGGAGUUGCACGGUUGCUGCAUCAGGAGGUUUAAUAUUUGGUUAUGAUCUUGGAAUUUCAGGUGGAGUCACCUCCAUGGAUUCAUUCUUAAACCAAUUCUUUCCAUCCGUAUAUGCAAAACAAAAUUCAAUGACAAUCUCAGAUGAUCAAUAUUGUAAAUUCGACAGCCAACUCCUAACACUCUUCACAUCAUCACUAUACGUAGCUGCUUUGGUAUCUUCCAUUGGAGCCUCCAAAAUAACUAGACUUUUGGGAAGAAGAGUCACUAUGCUUUGGGGUGGAAUCCUCUUUCUUAUUGGAGCAAUUCUCAAUGCAUCUGCCCAAAACAUUUGGAUGCUCAUUCUUGGAAGACUCUUCUUGGGAUUUGGCAUUGGUUGUGCUAAUCAGUCUGUCCCAAUUUAUGUCUCUGAGAUGGCUCCAUACAAGUACCGUGGAGCUCUCAACAUGCUAUUCCAGCUUACCAUCACCAUUGGAAUAUUGGUAGCCAAUUUGUUAAACUACUUCUUUGCCAAGAUCGAAGGCGGUUGGGGGUGGCGCCUCAGCUUAGGCGGAGCUGCCGUGCCUGCUCUGCUAAUCAUAGCUGGAAGCUUAACCCUUCCUGACACUCCUAACUCCUUGAUUGAGCGUGGAAAACAGGACGAGGCUAAGGAUCAGCUGACCAAAAUCAGAGGAGUGGCCAAUGUAGAGGAAGAGUUUAAUGACUUAGUAAGCGCAAGUGAAGCUUCAAAGGAAGUGAAACACCCUUGGAGAACUCUUUUGCAAAAGAAGUACAGACCCCAAUUAGCAUUUGCAAUUGCAAUCCCAGCUUUUCAACAACUUACGGGAAUGAAUGUGAUCACAUUCUACGCCCCUGUUUUAUUCAAGACCAUUGGGUUUGGAAGCAGCGCCUCGCUCAUGUCAGCGGUCAUCACGGGCGUAGUCAACACACUCGCCACCUUCGUCUCGAUCCUAACCGUCGAUAAGUUUGGGAGAAGGACUCUGUUCUUGGAAGGGGGAGUUCAGAUGUUCCUUUGCCAAGUUAUCAUUACAAUUGGUAUAGCAUUGAAGUUUGGUGUGAGCGGCAACCCGGGCGUUCUUCCUAACUGGUAUGCAUACGGAUUGGUGUUCUUUAUCUGUGUCUACGUGGCGGGAUUCGCUUGGUCGUGGGGUCCGUUAGGGUGGUUAGUUCCUAGUGAAAUAUUCCCUUUGGAGGUUCGUUCAGCGGCUCAGAGUGUUAACGUGUCGGUGAACAUGAUCUUCACUUUCUGUAUUGCUCAAGUGUUCACAGCCAUGCUUUGCCACCUUAAGUUUGGUCUGUUUAUUUUCUUUGCGGUGUUCGUGGUGAUCAUGACUGUGUUUAUCUACAUGUUGCUUCCGGAGACUAAGGGAGUUCCUAUUGAAGAAAUGUCUAUUGUAUGGCGUAAACAUCCUUACUGGCAAAAAUAUUAUGAUGAUGAUGAUCAACAACACAGAGUUGUCCCUCAAAACUUGGAGAUGGUUUAAGUUAGAAAUGUUUUAAUUAUUAUUUAUUAAUCUUAUUUGAACAUUUAUUUAUUUAUUUGAAUAAUAGUUGAACAAUUAUUUUAUUUUCGUUUAGAGGUUGAUAUGUAGUACUUAUACAAUUCUAUAUAUUCGUCGGUUAUAUUUAGCAUAUAAUUAUCAAUAAUUCACUCAAAAUAAUAUAUUUUUGGGAAUAUUUUCUGGAGUUAAUGAUUAUUGUGCUUUUUACAUUUUAAUUUCGAUAUUAUAUAUUAAGGGCUGGAGCUGUUCAGUUAUGGAUUUUCACAAUAUUCAUCCAGUAAAGUAUCAUAUAUCAAGAAAAUUUUAAGUGAGAAUGUUAAAUUUUCACAAAAUGUACAAUUAUUGUACUCUAUUAUACGCAAGUAAUUAAUUUUAUACAUUAUUAGAAUUUUAAUGUAAAACUACAGUUAUUUUUGGUAAAAAGUUUAUAUUUUAAUAUUUUAUUUUAUUUUUAUUUUUUUAUAUUUUUACUGUAUUCUAUAAAAUCAGAAAAAAAUUUGUUACAAGAAUUUUAACGAACAAGAAGCAAGAGGAUCUUACAAAGGAAUUUAGUAGUUGGAUAAUUUCAUUAUUAGGGAAUUUGUGAUCAUUGUACAAGAAUUGGAAUUUGUAUAUUUACAAAUCAUAUAGUGCAUGUUACUUUGGUUAGAGAAAUCCAAGCACUGCUAGACUAAAAUG